This is a messenger RNA of Symbiodinium necroappetens, 1233 nucleotides long. NCBI's taxonomy places the organism in Eukaryota, Dinophyceae, Suessiales, Symbiodiniaceae. The record is from the annotation of a GenBank genome assembly.
AUGGAAGCUGACACACCAGGGCUCGGUGCCGAGCCAUCGCAGAAAAACGCCAGCAAAUCCCCCGACGAUCAAGUUCAGGAUGCCCUGGAGUCCAUCCUGUCCAAGAAAAAUCUGGUCCGAGACCAGUUCUUGGCAAGCAAGAUGAACCCACAGAUGUACAUCCCCAUCGCCGUGCUGCUUGUGCACCAUCGUUUACAAGCUCUUGGUGCGACUCAUGACCAGGUGGCAGCUGCAGCUGCAAAAUCCAAGCGCCUGGGUGUGGACGACCAGAGAACCAUGGUGCGGCCUGUGCUCAAGUCCAAGCGAAAUGUUGUCAUCCUCCGUGAUCUGCCAGAGGGGACAACAGAGGAAGAGAUCAUGCAGCUUCUGGCAUCCGGGCCGUAUGCCGAAAACGUUGUUAGUGUCAAGCCCGAGGUGAACAACACCUGGUUUGUGAAAUUCAACGUGGACGAUGGUGCGCAAGACGUAGUUCUCUGGCUUCGUUCGCAGUCCUUCAAGGGGAAGCCGCUGAAUGCUGCCAUCAAGUCCGAGCACUUUCUCCGCAGCUUCUUCCCCGUGAAUGCGAACUUGGGCUUCGUGCCUCCAGGGCUGCCCCCAAUGGAGCAGGCAGAUGGCAUGAACGGGCCGGACAUGCUCCAAGGCUUCCCUUCAGCCCAGUUCGGAGGGAAGGGCCUUGGAUAUGGCGGCCCAGAUCUCCCACCUCCGGGGAUGGGCCAUCCGCUAGGGAUGAUGAUGCCACCGGAGGUGCCUUUCAUGCAGCCGUUGCAGUACGGGCUGCAGGGCCCAGGCUUCUGGAAGCCGUGGGGAUCUCGCUUCAAGCAGCCUCCACUCGUUCUGCCUGCCAACGGUCUAGAGGCAAUCAGACGACCGGAUGGCUGGGGGGAGCAAGGUAAGGGGAAGAGCAAAGGGAAAGAAGAGCAAGGCAAGGGCAAGGCGAAGACAGGCAAGGUCCCGGGAAAGAGCACUGGAAAGUGGAGCGACGAGUAUGUCGAGGAGCUCCCGCAGGGCAAGUUCGGCAAGGGGGGCAAGGCGGUGCAGGCUCAGGCCCCCAGGCCACCCCCGCCGAGCUCCUGGCAAGAUGAGCCCCUGCCGUGGCAGGCCGCAGGGCGGGCAGCUCCUGUCGUCGCCCCUCCGGGGGCUGAUGCGGUACCUGGUGACGAAGAAGGCAGAAGGAAAGGCGGAGCUGAUGGCAAGGCCCCAAAGAUGAAAUGGGCUGUCAAAAGCCAGGCAUAA